This is a messenger RNA of Phytophthora nicotianae INRA-310, 153 nucleotides long. RefSeq lists its product as hypothetical. The record is from RefSeq and is a predicted model, not a curated record. Bases 1 to 153 code for a protein of 50 amino acids. Lineage: Eukaryota; Oomycota; Peronosporomycetes; Peronosporales; Peronosporaceae. The transcript has a single exon.
AUGAGUCCCACCGCUGCGGCCGCCAUCAUAGAGCUGUGCUCUAGAAGGCUCUUUGUAAGAGCACAUGCCGGCGCGGGUCGCGCCGCGCGGCGGUGCCGCAUCGCGGUCGGAUACAGCUUCAAGCCCAAACUUCAACCAAACUGCAACGUCUAA